Messenger RNA from Diaporthe citri, 1611 nucleotides. RefSeq lists its product as uncharacterized. The record is from RefSeq and is a predicted model, not a curated record. Bases 1 to 1611 code for a protein of 536 amino acids. The transcript is spliced from 6 exons. Lineage: Eukaryota; Fungi; Ascomycota; Sordariomycetes; Diaporthales; Diaporthaceae.
AUGAAAAAGGUCCCCGCGCCAUCCCUUCAGCAGGCCAGACACCAGCCACAGCAACCCGUCACCCCGAGGACUGGGCCCAGCAAUAUAGCAGUCGCCUGUCCGCCAUGGGCGCCCCAGGAUCACCACGGCACAGAGCCGUAUCAUCAGGGCGGGGAGAAGUCGCAGGAAGAUAUCACGGACUUCUACAGCGCCGGGGGCGCAUCCGGGCGCGGCGCAAAGCCGGAGGAAUGGGAGAAACUGGACAAAGAGGACCUUGAGAUGCUCCUUGAGACGGCGCUCACAGGAUGGAACACUCGCCUCCUACAGGAAAAGAUCAGCAAGGCCAAGCAGGAUGGCAGGCAGAUUCUUCCAUUGGUUGUUAAAAACGACAGGACUCAGAUCAAGGUUCAGUCCAGCGACACGAAGCGAAUCCAAGGAAACUGCCUGGAUAUCGCCAAUGUGUGCAUCGUUCCUUUCUUCGACGGUAGACACGAGACCCCAAAGGGAGACAUGCUGAAGACCCGGUUCGACGCCUUUACAGGCUUCCUCAGCCAGAUGUCCAGCAGGCCGCUCGGCCCAUCUGCAGAGGCGAUCGCUCCUGUUGCCUACUUCCUCGGCCUGCUCACUUACCACGCCGCAGCCGCGAUGGUCAUCAUGUCCCUGGAGAAUGGCACUGCAAAGCUUGUAGCUUCAGGACUGGUGACCAGGACAAGUGGACUAAAAUCCAAGGCUUUUGUAACCACACGAACCGCGAUUUUCGUCUUUGGCUGGACGAUUCGCUCUUCGAAACCGUCACGGAAGAAAGCGCCUCUCACCAGAAGUCUGCCUCUCCGUGCAACCCUAUUGGAAGAGAUCUUGGAAAGGAUCCUCGAGCGCUGCUGGCGACUUCUCCAGCCUGACUUUGUUCGACCCCGGCUGAUCGACCGCCGCUUCGAUUACGACUGGAGACAACGUCGAUUCCAUGUCGCGCUGUUCAUCCACAACCGACACCAUUUUGCCGUACGACCAGUCUGUCUGCGCGACAGAAAGGAGCAGGAGGCUGGUCCAGAGACCAGGUCCUCAGUCUUCGUCCUCAGACGAAACAAUGGACUGCUUCACAUCAAGGCGAUUGACCUAUUCCAAAAGGAAUCAAGGGAGCAAGUUCGAGAUGGACGUCGCUGGCCAACAGCGGACCAGUCACCCACAGAAUGUCCUAUGGACGUCUCGGGUCUGUCUGCCGAAGAGGAGGACCCGGAGCUCCCAGAGCUGGGCAUCCUCUAUGCCCUCCCCGAGAGACCGGAACUGAAGCUUGAGGACCUUCCGAUGGUGGUCCAGGCAGGGUGUGGACUACACGUACGCCAUGGGGACAUUGGUAUUGAGCGCAGAACCCAAAGGGCGCUGGACACCGGCAUUAACCCUCAGGAGCCUUCCCUGAGGCACGUCAUUGUCCACAGCGGGCUGUACAUGAUGAACAUCCGCCCGGGAGGCGAGGUGCACGCGGAGCUCUCUCCACGCCUGGUGUCUGCUCUUGAGAAGGCGGACGAGAAGGACGGAACCCUCCAGGACAAGAACAAGGCCCUUGUGUUCCUCAAGGUCCCCACCGAGCACACCGCACACUGGAACCAGAUGUCCUCGUCACAUGGCCCAAAGUGA